Trypanosoma rangeli is the source of this 2685-nucleotide messenger RNA. RefSeq lists its product as uncharacterized. The record is from RefSeq and is a predicted model, not a curated record. NCBI's taxonomy places the organism in Eukaryota, Euglenozoa, Kinetoplastea, Trypanosomatida, Trypanosomatidae. The transcript has a single exon. Bases 1 to 2685 code for a protein of 894 amino acids.
AUGGAGGGGCUGGUGCCACCCGAAGUAUGGAGGGCGGUGCAGGCAUUCCUGGAAGAUGGCAGCGUUGAGGCCGGGGUUUUUAUGCGCGACCUCCUUCGACGGUCAACGUACACUGCGCGUAUUACUCGACAGUGUCUUCCGCCACUUCUUUUUAGAGAGGCGUUCACGAGGUUUAGUGCGGGGGCCUUGCCAGCCUCUUUUUUGCUCCUCGUAGCGAUUCUGAACCGUCUCUUUUGCAUGCAAGCCAUUCCAGACGCGAUGACGCGGCCCAUCAACGACGAGCGGCCAACGGACUUUGCCGACCUGCUGCUGUUUUAUCUGGAGGCGCUUCGCGCCGCCAACCUUCCCGCACCGGUGAUGGAGCAGCUGUACUUGUGUGUCUCCGUGCUGCUCCUGCUGCAGUCCGAUGUGAGUGUGGUGGAAUCCCUUUGUGCCAUUUUUGGCGGUGCUGCCCCUGAGACGACACGAGACACCCGAACUUUCACGAAGUUGUUGGUGGGUGUGAUGAGUGUGUUAAGUGACUCGCGUGUAGCGAUCGGUCCUGUACGUCGCUCGGCGCAGCGAAUGUGCGUACAAAAAAACAUGCAUCUUGUACUCGCCCCCUCCACGGCGGUGGAGGACGUGGGUGCGCAGGCGGCGAUCAUCGUGCAGGGUGUGUCAUUCUUGUCGGAGGGAAACGUGCACGAGCCGCAGGAAAUCGCACCUUUAUUUUGGACCCGAUUAUCAGCCUCUUCUUUCUGGCGGCUGGCUUUGGAGCGGCUGCGGCAAGGGGCCGCAACCGAGGCUAUUGUGGAGGCUGUGUGUGCCGUGCUUCGCGCCAUCACGGUGCUUGACGCCAGUGCUGUGUCACUCCUCUUGACAGCGCUUGAGGCUGUGCUGGACGAGCGAACACAGGCGCCAUUGCUGCACGUUUGCUGCGUUAUCACCUCCUCUCUGGAGUCUGUCGUGGAGGAGGUUGUGGUGCAGUUUGGCACCGACCACGUUCUCUACCAGGCUUUGGCGGCAGGGGCGCUGACGCUGAAACGUAUUUUGGAGCAACCGAAGGCGAUAACAGCGGCGCCGCUGGAUUUUGUGCCGGCGCUCUGCGAGAGCCUCAGCGUCUUGUCCCAAGUCUUGUCGCCUCUUCCGGUGCCGGAGAUGGACCCUACCGAUGACCCUGAUGACUAUGCGAUGGUUGUGGAAGGUAUUCAACGAAAAAAUAAGCAGAAAGAGGAGGCGUUGCUGCGGCUGGAGGAGUUUUUGAAGGGCUGUCUAGCGUCGUUGCUCGUGUGGUUAGAGGGCUUCUCUGCCCAUGAUGUGAACAGCAUUGCGUUGUACGUUGGCCAGAAUGACAACGAUGAAUUUGCUGUUUGGCACGAUGAACCCCCGGUGGCAUUCUUUACGACGUACGAACGGCUGUGCGCAUUGCUUUCCCCUUUUCGAGAUAAUGAGACGCAGGCUCUAGCGGCGCGAGGCUGCCUCACUGUGGCUGCUUGGGAUGCUGAACUCUCCUACCUCGCUGUAAUGGCAGGUGGUGAGGCCGUCUUACAUCGGCAGCGGCAGCUGCAGCAGCAGCAGCCACAGCAGCAACAAAAAGAGGCUCUACUCCUUCCGGUUGUUGUUUCUCGGCAUCAGGGGAAAUGGAGUUCUGAACAGAAGGAUGGAGUGAUUUCGUCACUGGCAGCGCUGUUGCGGGAUGCUGUCAUGACUUUAGGCAAUGUAGCAACUGCUGCCGCCAUCUGUGAGUCCUUGCGUCGGCUGAAUGCACCGUUUCUGCCAGGUAUCCUGGAAUGCCUUUGGCAGGGUCUUCAUUUGCCCUGUGGGAACGAUAAAGCACCGCGCUGUAUGCUUGCUUCAUAUCUAUCGAUGAUACUAGAGCAAGGCUAUGCCUCACUUCCUCCUGGGGCACUUGAGAACUCGCGCCUUGACGAUUAUUCAUUGGCUGAGCUGCGCUCUUGUACGUUGAGCUCCCCGCAAGAAACUUGGUCUGUCAUGGAGUUAUUGCAGCGCAUGGACCCGGACGCAGCCCAGAGCCGUCGUGUAGCUGAGCGAAUAACGAUGUGGGUGCAAGCUGCAGCGGCCAAAGGGUUACUAGGCCUAGAACAGUACACUCAGGUCCUACAGCUGUGGUACACUAUGAAUCCCCUUCACUUUUCUAUAACUUGGCGAUUAAUGCGUGUCCUGCAGCCUACUUCAGCGGCUGGGAUCCUUGCAGAUGCCUUGGAAAGGUUUGUUUCCUGCAAGAAUGAAACAGGGGAUGUGAAUUGGGGUAUUGAGUCUGACUGCUUCUCCCCGUAUGUGUUGGAUACAAUAGCUGCGAGCCCGCAUGCUCCACGUCUUCACAGCAUUCUUUGUUUUCUUAUUGCGAGUGCCAAAAACAUGGAUGAUGGCAAUGCACAGCUUUGCUUGCGUGCGGUGGUGCGAGGCGGCAUUGCUCUUCUGCCGAGUCAGCACUGCAGUCCCAUUCACAAGUUUGAGCUAUUCUAUGCGGCGGCAAAAGAAUACAUCAAGUUGUGUCACGGACUGUGGACUACGGCAUCAUCUUUGGGGGCGGAUGCGGACGAUCUGCUGCGGGAUGUCGCGAAACUUGGCACCACGACGCAGAUGGUCGGGGUGAAGAUUCCGUUGGAUGCCCCGGUGUGGCUGCAGGAGGUGCGAAACGCCAUCGAUGAAUUUGACAUCCAACGCAUCUUGAAGUGCAUUUAA